Pseudophryne corroboree (corroboree frog) is the source of this 3441-nucleotide messenger RNA. RefSeq names its product V-set immunoregulatory receptor (gene VSIR). The transcript is spliced from 7 exons. The coding region runs from base 96 to 983 and encodes 295 amino acids. The record is from RefSeq and is a predicted model, not a curated record. Gene Ontology annotation, biological process: negative regulation of alpha-beta T cell activation; regulation of immune response. Gene Ontology annotation, cellular component: plasma membrane. Lineage: Eukaryota; Metazoa; Chordata; Amphibia; Anura; Myobatrachidae.
UCCUCUGCAGCUGGCAAUGCUGUGUGUCACGUCUGUGGUAGUGGUGUAACAGGCAUGAGCAGCCUUGCUGCAGUCCCGUCACAGUUUUGGCAAGGAUGGAUGUAUCCAGGAGGUCUCAGCAUCCCACCUGCAGCUUCUGGGAAUGCUGGAUCGUGGUCUGCCUCUCCCUGGCAUUACACCAAGAUCAGAUAACUGCUUACACAGUUUCAGCCCUGCAUUCAAAGUAUAUUUGUCCUGCAGGGCAGGAUGUAAACCUUACAUGCUCCAUCACUGGACACCCAAAGGAUCAGCACCACCAACUGACCAUACACUGGACUAUCAUUAAGGAAAGAAACCCAGACUGCAGCGAGAAGAAACAUGUCCAGAACAUGGCCAACAGCAGCCAUCACAAAGCUCCCAAAUCAGCCCCUUUACACAGCAAAGUAUUUCAUAGGACUCUUACGAAUAUCUCCCAUGAGGACGGUGGUGGCUACUGCUGUAUUCUCUUUGAGAAAGAUAAACAUCAUGCACAUGUAGCUCACAGUUAUAUAGAGCUUCAGGUGAAAACAGGUGAUACAAAUCUUCAGGUGUGUUCAUUUGAUGAAAAUAAUGAUGGCACAACAGCAGCAGCUUUGGCAAUAUUGGCCUGUAUCAUUGGAAUCCUUUGUCUGCCUCUUAUACUAGUACUAGUCUAUAAACAAAGAAAAGCAAUCACCAACAGGCGAGCUCAGGAACUGGUGAGAAUGGACAGUGAUGUACAGGGUUUAGAAAAUCCUGUCUUUGAUGAUCCCCCUGCUGGUAAUCUUGAACAGAGGCCAAGACUCAUCUUCAUGGCUAGCCGACAGCAGUCAGAUACAGGCCGUCACCUGCUCUCUGAACCCAACACUCCUCUAUCUCCACCGGGCCCAACUGAUGUCUUCUUCCCAUCUCUUGAGCCAGUGCCAGAUUCUCCUGAUCCUAUGUUUAAUGAAGACUAUAACAAAACAGGAAAUCUACAACUUUGAAGAGAAAAAGGAGCAUUCAUCCAACUUUUAUUUAAAUCUUCAGGACUUUCUAAUUUGUAAAAAACAAACAGCCCUUCAUUGCUGAAUACAGGAAGAAACUAUUGUUUUGUAUAAGGAUUCUAAACCUGGACUGACAAUCCUAACAUACUGUACUGUAUGUAUAUUCCCUGCCUGUUACCUAAAUUGGUUGAUAAACUGUUUAAAGAUGUCAUUAUACAGCUAUGACAGGUAGCAAAAGGAGUAUAAAAGGAUGGAAUUCCUAAAACAUUACCAUACUGCCCAGCGAUAUAGCCAUUGCACUAUAUCUGGUAGUGUGCAUUCCAUAUUUUCUGCAAAUGAGAAAAUGAUAUUCAACAUUAAAUUAUAGCCUGUGAUACCACAGCAAUUUUAAGGGAUACAGGUUGAGUAUCCCAUAUCCAAAUAUUCUGAAAUACGGAAUAUUCCGAAAUACGGACUUUUUUGAGUGAGAAUGAAAUAGUGAAACCUUUGUUUUUUGAUGGCACAAUGUACACAAACUUUGUUUAAUACACACAGUUAUUAAAAAUAUUGUAUUAAAUGACCUUCAGGCUGUGUGAAUAAGGUGUAUAUGAAACAUAAAUAAAUUGUGUGAAUGUAGACACACUUUGUUUAAUGCACAAAGUUCUUAAAAAUAUUGGCUAAAAUUUACUUCAGGCUGUUUGUAUAAGGUGUAUAUGAAACACAAAUGCAUUCUGUGCUUAGACUUAGGUCCCAUCACCAUGAUAUCUCAUUAUGGUAUGCAAUUAUUCCAAAAUACGGAAAAAUCCGAUAUCCAAAAUACCUCUGGUCCCAAGCAUUUUGGAUAAGGGAUACUCAACCUGUAUAGGGCUGGAUUUAAUAAGCCGCAGCAGCUUCUCUGUGUGUAUCACCACAAAAUUUACAAUAUUAGUGAAGCUUUACAUUUUGAAGUUCAACACACUGAGAAGUGUCAGUUGCUUAGGAAAUCUAGCCUAUAGACCAGGGCUGGCCAAACCAGUCCUCGAGAUCUACCAACAGUUCAUGUUUUCCAGGCCUCCUGGAGAUCUGUAGAAUUGUCAGUUGGGAAUGAAUGCAGCACAUCUUUUAAUGACUACACCUGUGCACCAGCUAGGUGGUCUGGAAAAUGUGAACUGUUGGUAGAUCUCGAGGACUGGUAUGGCCAGCCCUGCUAUAGACUAUUUUUAAAUUCUAGGAGAACAGGAUGAAACAUAACAAAUGUAAAGCUAUGUUUCAAUUACUAGCAUUUUUGUUAUAUUUUAAAAAAUAAUAAUAAAAAUAAUAAAAAAAAAACCCUUUAAGACCAAGAAAAAUAUAUUUCAGUAUAGUCAGCAGCAGAAAUUAAUCAUACAAAAAUACAGCAGUCUUCUGGUUUUUAGAACAAACUGCUUAUUACCAGAUAUCCGCUACACCGUAUGAAAAGUUUUGCCUGUAACUUAAAAUGCCCUAUUUAGUUCUUGCCGGAUCCAGUUUAUUAUUUUGCUUUAUUUUUUUUUUUUUUGUAUCAUUGUUAUUUGAGUUAAGUGUCUCAACGGUGUGAAUUCUAGCCACAAUACAAGUCUAAAGUGCAAAUCUCCUGGAAAAGCAAGACAAAUAAAUGAUUUCCCAGAAAUGGAUUAUAAGAAUAUAAAAUAAUAAAUAUAGACUUUAAAUAUAUUUAUAAUAUAAAUGUAUAAUAUUUUGCAUUCACCAGCAAAUGCUCCAUCCUCCUCUUUAAUAGUAAUUAUUUGUACAUGUAUUCCAUGAAUGAAAAGCAUUACAUAGGCAAUAUUGUCCUAAUGGUGGCACUUAGUAACAUUUCAUUGUUGCGUCCAAAUCAGCAUGGACUUAAAGGCUGCACUAGCCACACUGUCUAUUUUACAACAUUUGCAGAUUUUUAACCUUUUCAAUGCAAGAACUUAUCUGCAAUAUAUCUACUAAUUUACAUUUCAUGUAUGUUUAAAGGCUAAAAUGUGUUUUUAAUCAAAAUCUUUUAACAUGCUUUUAUGGGGCAUACGUAUCAAAGGGCUUGGGGUCAGGUGAUCGGCGGUAGGGAUCCCGGAAGUCAGCAUACCGACGACAGGAUCCUGGCCGGCAGGGGGGAGAGCGCAAUGCAGCCCCUUGCGGGCUCGCUGUGCUCACCACAGGUUCUAUUCCCGCUCUAUGGGUCCCCUGCGGCAUUUUGGCGGCCGGGAUCCCGACUGCUGGUCACCUGACUACAUCCCGUAUCAAAGCUAGGAGAGAGAUAAAGUACCAACCAAUCAGCUUCUACCUGUCAAUUUACAGGCUGUGUUUAAAAAAUGAAAGGAAGAGAUUCGUACUUUAUUUCUUUCCAAGCUUUGAUUCAUAUGCCUCAUGUCAAUCAAUGCACAUAACUGGGUGGAACAGCAAUAUGUGUUCAUAUUUAAAUAUGAAGAGUAAUCACACAUGGUUUGUUAAACAAUACAUCACUUCCUAUUAAAAUAUUUUUUAUUUUUGCUUUCGG